ACGCAUUUGACGGCAGCAGACACACAGCAGUACCUUGUCUGCGCCAGUCACAGGACAUCACAACAGGCGGCGUCUCCUAUUCCAUCCCUACUGUCGAGCAGCGAGCGCACCUUACACGCAAAGGAUUGUUCAGCGUCUUCCAGGCCAAUAUGGGGAAGGAGAAACUCCACAUUAACAUUGUGGUUAUAGGACAUGUGGACUCGGGCAAGUCCACCACCACGGGUCACCUCAUCUACAAGUGCGGCGGCAUCGACAAAAGAACAAUUGAGAAGUUUGAGAAGGAAGCUGCAGAGAUGGGAAAGGGAUCGUUUAAAUAUGCUUGGGUUUUGGACAAACUCAAGGCUGAGCGUGAACGUGGAAUCACCAUUGACAUCUCUCUGUGGAAGUUUGAGACCAGCAAGUACUAUGUCACCAUCAUUGAUGCUCCAGGACACAGGGACUUCAUCAAGAACAUGAUCACUGGGACAUCACAGGCUGACUGCGCUGUGUUGAUCGUGGCUGCAGGUGUGGGUGAGUUUGAAGCUGGCAUCUCAAAGAACGGCCAGACCCGUGAGCACGCCUUGCUUGCCUACACGCUGGGCGUGAAGCAGCUCAUUGUAGGUGUCAACAAGAUGGAUUCAACUGAGCCCAACUACAGCCAGAAGCGCUACGAAGAGAUUGUGAAGGAAGUCAGCACUUACAUCAAGAAGAUCGGGUACAAUCCCGACACCGUGGCCUUCGUACCCAUUUCAGGCUGGAAUGGAGACAACAUGUUGGAGCCCAGUCCUAAUAUGACCUGGUUCAAGGGCUGGAAAAUCAACCGUAAAGAUGGCAGUGCCUCAGGCACCACACUGCUGGAGGCACUUGACGCCAUCCAGCCUCCAUCCCGACCCACUGACAAGCCUCUUCGUCUGCCUCUGCAAGACGUUUACAAAAUUGGAGGUAUUGGUACUGUGCCUGUGGGCCGAGUGGAAACAGGAGUCCUAAAACCUGGUAUGGUGGUGACAUUUGCUCCCGUCAAUGUGACCACUGAAGUCAAGUCGGUGGAGAUGCACCAUGAGGCCCUAAGUGAGGCACUGCCUGGGGACAACGUGGGUUUUAAUGUCAAGAAUGUCUCCGUGAAGGAUAUUCGCCGAGGCAACGUGGCCGGAGACAGUAGGAACGACCCACCACAGGAAGCAGCUGGCUUCACUUCCCAGGUUAUUAUCCUUAACCAUCCUGGUCAAAUCAGCGCUGGCUAUGCCCCUGUGCUCGACUGCCACACUGCACAUAUCGCUUGCAAGUUUGCAGAGCUAAAGGAGAAGAUAGACCGCCGCUCUGGAAAGAAACUGGAGGAUAACCCCAAGUUCCUGAAGUCUGGAGAUGCUGCCAUUGUGGACAUGAUCCCUGGCAAGCCUAUGUGCGUGGAGAGCUUCUCUGAGUACCCACCGCUUGGCCGUUUUGCUGUCCGUGACAUGCGUCAAACGGUGGCGGUGGGAGUGAUCAAAGGUGUGGAGAAGAAAGCCCCCACGAGUGGUAAGAUCACCAAAUCUGCACAGAAGGCACAGAAGACCAAAUGAACGUUGUGCUGGGCUGCUGCCCCAAACGUUCAGCACGGCAGAAGACCCGCAGACAUCUCGCUCCACCUGCACACCAUAGUAAACAUCUGGUCCAUUAUCACAAUGCAUCGCAAAAGCCGACGAAGGAAAAAAAAUCCUUUCAUUUAGAGAUUAACAUGUUAGCUCACUGUUAUACGUGCGUUUGAUCGGAUCUUGUUUCGUGCUUGAACAUCUCAACAGAUUUGCAUUACUGUUCAAAGACGUGCUGUUGUAGUUAAAUCUAACCUGCUAGUUGAAACACAGUAGAGAUGCCCUUCUCCUUCGUCUUUGUUGAAGUGACGCUUCUUGUUCAAGCUUUAAAAGUGAUAAGCUCAGCAGCCAAAAACAUACAGGCUGUUUGCACGUUUGCUUAUAGCACCUUAGUGGAACCAGCUUUAGAAACUGAAAUAUUCACACUGAACACCCUGCUUAACUUAAGCUUCCUUACAGUAGCACUGAAACACCCUACUGUAAAGUUUGUGCACCUUAAAUGCUGUUAUUUGUGAGAAUAUGUUCAUAAAAGUAAAAGAUGUUUAAAACCUUC
Molecule: messenger RNA, 2100 nt
Organism: Fundulus heteroclitus (mummichog)
Lineage: Eukaryota; Metazoa; Chordata; Actinopteri; Cyprinodontiformes; Fundulidae
Product: elongation factor 1-alpha 1
Exons: 8
Coding region: 150-1538 (462 amino acids)
Biological process (GO): translation; translational elongation
Molecular function (GO): GTPase activity; GTP binding; translation elongation factor activity
Source: RefSeq, a predicted model, not a curated record